Dalotia coriaria is the source of this 2049-nucleotide messenger RNA. Its product is annotated as sodium-coupled monocarboxylate transporter 2-like. Gene Ontology annotation, cellular component: membrane. The transcript has 6 exons. The coding region runs from base 52 to 1836 and encodes 594 amino acids. Gene Ontology annotation, molecular function: symporter activity. NCBI's taxonomy places the organism in Eukaryota, Metazoa, Arthropoda, Insecta, Coleoptera, Staphylinidae. Gene Ontology annotation, biological process: transmembrane transport; sodium ion transport. The record is from RefSeq and is a predicted model, not a curated record.
GUUUCGCUAUAGUUUCAUUGAGCACCUGAAAUUUAGAACAUUGUAUUAACCAUGAAUGUGAGCGAUGUGUCGUUUGAAAAUAUUCAAGUUACCUUUUCCUGGAUGGAUUAUGGAUUGUUCUUGGCGAUGUUAUCGUUGAGUGUCCUAAUCGGGUUAUAUUUUGGUUUUUGUGGCCAUCAGGAUAGUGCCGAUGAGUAUUUACUUGGUGGUAAGAAGAUGUCUGCUAUUCCAAUUGGUGUAUCUCUUGUAGCAAGUAAUAUUUCUGGCAUAACUUUACUUGGAGUCCCGACGGAUAUUUAUCGUUUUGGGAUAACAUAUUACCUCUAUGCGUUAAUGUUAAUUCCAGUAUGUAUACUUACUUAUUACGUGUACAUACCAGUAUUUUACAAGUUGCAAGUGGUCAGCGCCUUCGAAUAUUUAAUGUUACGGUUUGACCGAAAGAUUCGUCUUCUCUCUUCAGGCUUAUACACAGUUAAUACUUUAUUGUAUUUGCCUAUAGUAGUAUACAUUCCUGCGCUAGCUCUUGCGCAAGCUACCCACAUUAGCAUCCAUUACAUCACUCCAGUGGUCUGUGGAGUAUGCAUAGUCUACACGACAAUGGGUGGCCUAAAAGCUGUGGUGUGGACGGAUACCCUUCAAUUUGUAGUAAUGAUUGGUUCAAUCAUUGGGGUAUUCUACCAGGGAGUAAAUGUUGCUGGUGGAAUUGAAAAUGUGUGGAAGAGAGCUGAUGAAAGCCAUCGACUUGAUUUUGAUUUUGAUAUUGACCCAACUAAAAGAGAUACAGUACUGGCCACAUCAAUUGGUACACUUUGUAUGGGCUUCUGUUAUGCUUCCAUUAAUCAAAGUUUCGUGCAAAAGUUCUUAUCAUUGCCCACAAAGAAAGACAUCAAAAAGUCCAUUAUAUUGUUUUACAUUGGAAUGCUCUUCAUUCAAACAUUGGUCCUUGGUAUCGGAUUGGUAAUGUAUGCAAAAUAUUACGAAUGUGAUCCAUUCACGGCUGGUAAGAUUAAAAAGCACGAUCAGGUGUUACCGUAUUACGUAAUGGAAGUCGCCACGUUGAUUCCUGGCUUAGCGGGUUUGUUUCUAUCAGGAAUUCUGAGCGCUGCGUUGAGUACACUCUCAGCAUGCAUGAACAGCCUGGCAGCGUCAAUGUACGAAGACUUUGUCAGUCCUUUUGUACCUGCUAGUACCGGACAGAAGACAAUUAGUAAUAUAUUGAAGUUUAUGGUAGUAAUGAUUGGAUUAAUCAGUACUCUCUUGGUUUACGUUGUUGAACACAUGGGUAGCAUUGUACCCAUCAAUUUUGCAUUGAGCAGUAUUACAAAUGGACCGCUAUUGGGUUUGUUUACGAUGGGUAUGCUGUUUCCGGUUGCAAACUCAAAGGGAGCAAUGUAUGGAACUAUGCUGUCCAUCGCAAUCAUGACAUUUAUCAUAGGUGGAAGUCAAAUUCAUCAAUUUAAAGGAAACAUGGAGUACCCAGCAAAACCGGUCUCCACUAUUGGAUGUGCGAGUAAUACAACAAUUACGUCACCCGGAUCCAGCCACAGUACUGGGCAAACAAAUGAAGACGACAUAUUUGUUUUGUUUAAAAUCACGCAUUACUACUACACGUUUGCUGGCGCAAUGAUAACCAUGGGUGCAGGAGUCAUAAUAUCGUAUUUUACACAGAGCGAUACCGAUUCAAAGGUGAAUCCAGAUGCUAUAAGUCCCAUAGUUCACUGGAUGUCAGAAAAAUGCCAAAGAAGUACCAAAUAUGACAAGACACAUGAAAUGCAAGUAAAGGAAGCCGAAGCAUUAAUGUCGCAAACGCAAAUCGUUGAGAAAACCAAUACUUAAUUGAAUAUCAAAUGAUUUUCACACAUUUCAAGCCUAAAAUAUUCAUAACAAAUGUUUCGCUUUAUUUAACAGUAACACUGGUGAUUUAUAAACUUGUAAAACGUAAUUACUCGCAGCUAACUUAUGUACACAAUAAUAAAUUAAGUACACACACAUAACGAAAAAUGAUUUAUUAAAAAUUAAUAAAUUUUUGAGGGUUCAUGAUUUGAUGUA